Colletotrichum destructivum is the source of this 723-nucleotide messenger RNA. RefSeq lists its product as uncharacterized. NCBI's taxonomy places the organism in Eukaryota, Fungi, Ascomycota, Sordariomycetes, Glomerellales, Glomerellaceae. The coding region runs from base 1 to 723 and encodes 240 amino acids. The record is from RefSeq and is a predicted model, not a curated record. The transcript is spliced from 5 exons.
AUGGAGGUCACACUCGAGGCCAUCAUUGCCAUCGUAUCGCUCGUUGUAGGGCUUCCACCAGCACUUUUGAUGCUUUGGCGAUGCUGUCAGUCCAGACGACGGAGCAGGACAGCAGGUGAGCCACAAGCGUCCGGAAUCAGCGUCGCCGUACUCGAGGCUGACUACCCCAUAGCAUACCGCUCCGUCAUUCCAAACAGGUCGACAUCCUUCGAAACAAUGCCCCAAGAAGAGAACAUGAUGUGGUCGCAACAGAGGCUCGAGAUAGAAGACCAAGGUUUCGACCAAGGCUUGAGCUUCGAUAAUGGCGGAGUGGAUGUCGUCAACUGCUUUGUCGUUGUCGUCAACGAGCUGUUGAGGCGGGGAAGUGAUGUUCACACCUGGCAGCGUCAACGGUCCGAGGCGGACACUCCCGAGACCAUGGCCAUCUAUAGGAUCAACGGGGUUGUAGGCCGUUUGCAAGUGGCCUGUGAGGAAGCGAACCUCGGAUGUUCGAGACCAGCCAUCGGGAUACCAAGUCAGUCAGCUGACAGAAAUCCUCCGCCGCCGCCCCAGGCCGAGGGCCGUUCGGGGGCUCCCGUCAACACUUCGGCAUUUAAGCAGAGGAAAGACCAACCACAACGGCAAGCCAGCCAGCCAGCCAGCCCGUCUCGCCCUACCGCACAACCACCGCAGAUCAUGUCCCCGUUUUGCGCGCUGUACUACCGGGCGACUCCGCCUUGGUGA